Grosmannia clavigera kw1407 is the source of this 672-nucleotide messenger RNA. RefSeq names its product mitochondrial peroxiredoxin prx1. Gene Ontology annotation, biological process: cell redox homeostasis; cellular oxidant detoxification; cellular response to oxidative stress. The transcript is spliced from 2 exons. Gene Ontology annotation, cellular component: mitochondrion; cytosol. The record is from RefSeq and is a predicted model, not a curated record. Gene Ontology annotation, molecular function: peroxiredoxin activity. Bases 1 to 672 code for a protein of 223 amino acids. Lineage: Eukaryota; Fungi; Ascomycota; Sordariomycetes; Ophiostomatales; Ophiostomataceae.
AUGGCCGCCGAGAGAGCUACGCCACUGCGCCUGGGCAGCACUGCUCCCAACUUCAAGGCCGACACGACCCAGGGCCCAAUCGACUUCCACGAGUUCAUCGGCGACGAGUGGGUGGUGCUGUUCUCGCACCCCGAGGACUUCACGCCGGUGUGCACGACAGAGCUGGGCGAGUUUGCCCGGCUGCAGCCCGAGUUCACCAAGCGCGGCGUCAAGCUGAUCGGCCUCUCGGCCAACACGCUCGGCAGCCACGAGGACUGGAUCAAGGACAUUGACGAGGUCACCGGCUCGCUCGUCGGCUUCCCCAUCAUCGCCGACAAGGAGCGCAAGGUCGCGUACCUCUACGACAUGCUCGACUACCAGGACACCACCAACGUCGACGCCAAGGGCAUCGCUUUUACCAUCCGCUCCGUCUUCAUCAUUGACCCCAAGAAGGUCAUCCGCACCAUCCUGUCGUACCCGGCGUCGACCGGUCGCAACUCGGCCGAGGUCCUGCGCAUCGUCGACUCGCUCCAGACGGGCGACAAGAACAAGGUGACCACGCCCAUCAACUGGGUUCCAGGCGACGACGUCAUCGUCCACCCGAGCAUCAAGACUGAGGACGCCAAGAAGAUCUUCCCCGACGUCCGCGUCGUGAAGCCGUACCUGCGCUUCACCACCCUGCCCAAGGCCUGA